CGGGCCUGGCGUCUGGACGGGCGCUCCUAGCUGCCCCGCACGCUCCCCGCCGCCCCCCAUGAGUGCAGCCCUGAGCGGCCCGUGUCCAUAGGCGGCGGGGCGCCCCCCAUGCUGCUGCAGCCCGCGCCGUGCGCCCCCAGCGCGGGCUUCCCGCGGCCCCCGGCCGCCCCCGGCGGCGCCAUGCACGGCUCGCAAAAGGACACCACGUUCACCAAGAUUUUCGUGGGCGGCCUGCCGUACCACACCACCGACGCCUCACUCAGGAAGUACUUCGAGGGCUUCGGAGACAUCGAGGAGGCCGUGGUCAUCACUGACCGGCAGACGGGCAAGUCCCGCGGCUACGGCUUCGUGACGAUGGCUGACCGUGCAGCGGCUGAGAGGGCUUGCAAGGACCCCAACCCCAUCAUUGAUGGCCGCAAGGCUAAUGUGAACUUAGCAUAUCUGGGCGCCAAGCCUCGAAGCCUCCAGACGGGCUUUGCCAUCGGUGUGCAGCAGCUACACCCCACCUUGAUCCAGCGGACUUAUGGGUUGACUCCGCACUACAUCUACCCACAAGCCAUUGUCCAGCCGAGCGUGGUGAUCCCAGCUGCCCCUGUCCCGUCACUGUCUUCACCCUACAUCGAGUAUGCACCAGCCAGUCCGGCCUACGCCCAGUACCCGCCGGCCACCUAUGACCAGUACCCCUAUGCCGCCUCACCUGCCACGGCCGCCAGCUUCAUGGGCUACAGCUACCCAGCUGCUGUGCCCCAGGCCCUCUCAGCCGCAGCCCCCGCAGGCACCACCUUUGUGCAGUACCAGGCACCACAGCUGCAGCCAGACAGGAUGCAGUGAGGGGCGUCCCUGCCCCAGGCACCGUGGUAACAUCACCCCAACAGCAGACAGACCCACUAAGCCUCGAUGGGUCAGCAGCCGACUUGGCUGAGCUUCGGUGUGACCAGCACUUGUGCCUCCGAGACACCUCGGGCACCUGCCUGUGCCCUGGGACAGCUGAGACGGCUUCUCUUCAAAUCUAGGUCCUGUCACAUCUCUAGGGAGGACUUUAAGAAGAAAGAAUGACCGGAAGAUGUUACCCCAUAUUCCUUGCACACCAUGGCAGCCUUUUCUCUGCACCUUUUCCUGCCCCAUCGUCACUCCAGGUGCCCUCAGGCUUGUCCCCACAGCUGCCUCCAGGCGGGUCAGUCACGAACCCUCUACAGACCCAGCUGCUGUUUGGACUGUACGGAAGCUUUGCCCCGAGCGGAGGUGCCUUACUCCAGGGAGACCUGUGAGAGAAGCUGGUUGACUAUUUAUUGUAACUCACCCACACCAGCACUAGCUGCCAGCCUGUCUGCGAGCCUGUCGGGGGUGAGGGGAACCACCUCCUUGUUGAAUUCUUGUUUUCUACUUCAUCACACUCGGUGGCUUGAGAAACCUGCUGGUCCCCAGGCACAGCAGCUCCAGCCGGAGAUCCCCUCCAGUCGAAGCACUGCAACCUUUGUCUUAUCCUAAUUGUUUUGCUACUAAGAUGAUUUCAGUCUAUUUUUUCAAGGAGACAACCGCCACCAAGAAUCCAAAACCUAUUUUUGACUUGGAGCGACUUUCUUUUGUUGGUUUUACCCAUGGAGACGAUGAUAUGUCUCUGUACAAGAAAAGUACAGAGAGCCGGGAGCCCUGGGUGGGGUGGGCAGCGGCAGACAGGCCUCUCACCCACAGUUUGAUGACCCACCUAGGCGGGCAAUUUGUCAUCUCAGAGCCAUUGUUGCAACACCUGGGGCAGGAGGGAGCAGGCCCAAGGUGUUCGGCUGCUCAGGGUCUAGACCGUAAUGGCUCCUGGCUUGUGGGUGGGGGACCCUCAGCCCUGCCCGCUGGGGGGCUUUAGAGCACAGGAUUGGCCACCCCGCCCCCUCCCUCCUGCUGAAUACCAGCCCAAGAUGCACCCUUGCCUUCCUUGGAGGUUGGUGGAUGGGGGUGACAAGUUCUAACAGCCGUGAUGUCUCCUCUGGGGGUGUGCAGGGCCUGUAGAGCCAGGAGCAGGGGUGAGGAGGCUGUCCUGGCAGGAGGAGGUGGGGGCAGCUGGGGGUGUCCUUUAGACCUACCUCAGGGAGGGGAGGCCUCAGGGAGCUGAGCGCACACGCGCUCCUUGGCACGCGUGGUAGAGUCAAGGCCCAGAAAAUGAA
Molecule: messenger RNA, 2156 nt
Organism: Otolemur garnettii (small-eared galago)
Lineage: Eukaryota; Metazoa; Chordata; Mammalia; Primates; Galagidae
Gene: RBM38
Product: RNA binding motif protein 38
Exons: 4
Coding region: 109-831 (240 amino acids)
Cellular component (GO): cytosol
Molecular function (GO): RNA binding
Source: RefSeq, a predicted model, not a curated record